Molecule: messenger RNA, 1916 nt
Organism: Odontomachus brunneus
Lineage: Eukaryota; Metazoa; Arthropoda; Insecta; Hymenoptera; Formicidae
Exons: 6
Coding region: 731-1732 (333 amino acids)
Source: RefSeq, a predicted model, not a curated record
ACGUCUUGUUUUAAGUUUUAUUGGUUUCAUAUGUUUUAUAUUAAGUAGCAAUUGUUAUUUCCUGCAAUUUACUUUUGUAAGCUUAUCAAAUAUAUCAAUCCUCACGAAAAUUAUAAUUAGGUAUUGUCAGAUAAAUAUUGUUCGUUUUUAUCGUUAUGCAAUUAAAAAUUUAUUGACCUCUAUCGGAGACAGAGCUUAUCCCUUCUUCUCUGGGAGAAGUUAUACUUGCGAACUAAUAUUUGUGAGUCGACUAUUCACGCAAGAUCGGUUGCUGGAAAUAUUCAUAGAUCGAUCCAUGUAAAAUCGUCUGCAAAUUAUUCGCCUUACACAUAUCAGAAAAACUGAAAAUAUGGUCGACCAAGUAAACAUGCUGUUGCUGAUAUAUAACUCACGUAUUGGUAAUAUUUGAAGGAUAAACGUUACAAGAGCGUUAAUUUCCUUAAGAGAAAUAUAUAUAUAACGAACGAUAGGCCCUUAACAGACGAUUCCAGUUCUGUCUGAAAACUCGGUUAGUCCAUGUAAUCGCAAUUAAGACAGAUCAGCGCGCAAUUAAUUCGACGACAAGAAAAGAAUAUCUGCAGUAUAUAUCACAAUAUUACACACCGGCACUGAUAGUGCAGAAAAUAAAAAAGGAAUAACAAAACAAAUAAGAUUUGUAGAGAUAUAUUUAAUAAGUUGCAUUAUUAAGUUGCGUUAAUCACAAUUGUAAUUGUGAAUAUUCACUUGUAACAUGUAUCGACUGUCCAAAUCACUGAAAUAUCCUUUAUUACGACAACAAACUCACGACAAAAAAGAUGUCGCGAGUAAAGAUUUAGAUUGGCACAAAGUUGGUGAAGUUAAAGCGAUAUACACAUAUCCUAUGUUCGAAGGUCGUAGAGUAUACACUCCUAUAUGCAUUAUUUCCGAGCUUGGCAUGUUUGGAAUAGCAUUCAAGAAGAAUGUUCAUGAUUUUUUUCGUUAUCGAAAUGAAAUGUUUGCAGCAUACAACUGCAAAACCAAUUGCAUCAUCAAAGCUAUCGACAACAUCAAGAUACGCGAUAUUGAAGCAACAUAUUUGGACAACGCCAAUGUAAAAAUAUCAUUUUUUUCAUCAUUUAUUACAGUAAACCUGCAUAAGAUCUUAGUGAGCAAAGUCAUUAAGUGCAUAACAUCAUUCUGUCAUAAACCCGUCGUUAUAAUGUUGUGCUUCGAUUGCGGGCCAGAAGCAACUGAAUGGAUUUCCAGGUGUCUAGGCGACAAGGAUGCUCGAUUAGCAUAUCAUGCGCUAGAGAAACCCAAGCCUAAAACUCCAUACUGGAAACUCUGUCAGAGAUUACAUAGCGCACAACAAGAUGAAAAGUUUUAUGGGGCAGAAUUAGAUGAGAGAUUUUAUGAGCGGCCAUCUUUCACACCCAUACUCGAUUACAAAUUGUCGCCGCUUCUAAACUAUGACCUGUUAAGCAAGCCUUUGACCUCGGCUGUACAGCCGCAAAAACUUCGAUCCAAUAUUAUUAUUAAAGUUGAUAAAUUUGAUGAUUUAUCUGGAUGGAAGUGGAUCAUGAUCGGCAGUACUAUCCUGAAAUAUCCAAAAUAUUUGCCAAGAAGGCAAAAAUUUGAUUUGGAGACUACACCUAUUGAAUUGCUAGUAAAAUUUAUACCAUUACAUUGCGAACUGUUACUUUCUGGAAUAAUGAAAGUGGGCGAAGACGUGUUCGUGAAAAAGGCUCCCCCACCACUAGAGACGAUUGUUUAAAAAUAUCUGCUUAUUUUAUCUUUUGAUUUAAUUUUGUUGAUUUCAUUUUGGAUAAGAAAUAGCAAUGAUAACAUUUUAUUUGUUACCUUUUAUCAGACGAAUAGACAUUUUAAUCUCCACGAAAAUUAUGUAUAUAAUUGGAUAUACUUCAAUAAAUAAAUAAGACAAACUCUAUUACUCGAUA